Protopolystoma xenopodis is the source of this 822-nucleotide messenger RNA. NCBI's taxonomy places the organism in Eukaryota, Metazoa, Platyhelminthes, Monogenea, Polystomatidea, Polystomatidae. The record is from the annotation of a GenBank genome assembly.
AUGCCCUCACAACAAUUUCCUUAUUUAUCAGCCAGCCGAGUAACUGGGUCACAAGGCUAUCCACUCUCAGAGGAUAGAUUGCUUCAAGCCAGAGCACCGCUGGCCUCUUCAGCCGCUGGACCUAUUUGGCUAAGAGAUUCGAGUCGGAUGCCUACGAGACAGCUUGCAGCCUCACUGGCUAAUCUUUCCGCCGAAGCAGAGAUGGUGUCUAACAGUGCCACAAACAUGGCAACUGAAUGGCAUAAAUUUAAGGCUGACAUUGCAGCCUCCGCCGCCGCCUCAACACUAAACUUGACUGGCCCUGUUCGGGGCUGGCCGCGCCAUUUAGAUCUGGCCAGGAACCGGUUGCACAGCGACAGUGUUAACAGUUUAACAGUCGGUUCGCUUACCGGACUUAGUCUAUUUAACCAACCGCUGAUUGGUGGGCGGACGCCAUUGCCCUCUGGGCUUGGCUACACAUCAGCAUAUGAAACUGAUCGAGAACUUGAUGACUUGGAGGGUAGAGGCCUACUACCUUCCAAGCACAGGCAGAAUCCGUUUGGCCACUCUACUCUAAUUGGCUCUCAGCCGACAGCCAGUUUAGGAAGCAUGGUUUUUUCGAGCCGCGAGUCAGAAAGGAACGGGAUAUACGGCGAGGAGUACGACGAUAACAAAGACUACGAUGGCGAAGAUCAAGGGCCGGCAGGUCGUGCUCAAACCCUAUUUGCGGAUAUCGGCUCCAAUUUUAACAAAAACAAUAUAGUGAACAUCAAGAUGAUCCGGGAGCCCAAAUAUGGCUUCGGGAUCAUCCUAGUAGACGGAGAGGUGAGUGGUCAGAAUUGA